AUGGACGAACGCCAACUCCCACCCCAGUUCCUGGACCGCUACAGCGGAGCCACCUCACGUCUCCCCACCCUCGAGACCAAAACUCCAAUCACAACUUCGGCAGACCCUGGCCGAGACGCCACAGCGACUUUCCCCCGAUACGACCCACGUGGCUGGUCCCUGCGCACCAAGAUCCUUGCAGGCGGAGCAGCUAUCAUCCUUCUGCUAGUUAUCAUCGUGGUCCCCGUCGAAGUCGUGAAAAACCGAUACCCCAAAUACGCACCUCUGGAUUAUACCCUGACAGACACAUACGAGGGAACCACCUUCUUCGACCACUUCACCUACUUCACCGACCAAGACCCAACAUCCGGGUUCGUAGUCUACGUCAACGAAGACGCCGCCACCAAUCUGAACCUCACGCACGCGACUGAGAAUUCUGCCAUCCUCCGCGUCGAUACGACAACACCCAACGCCAUCGCAGGCCGCAACUCCGUUCGCGUCGAAUCCAUCAAUAAAUACGACAACGGUCUCUUCGUCUUCGAUAUCCUGCAUACCCCCUUUGGGUGCGGCACCUGGCCCGCACUGUGGUUAACAGAUGGCUAUAACUGGCCCACGAAUGGCGAGAUCGACGUGCUCGAAACGACCAAUGAAGGAGCCCACGGGAACGAAGUCUCCCUACACACUUCCAAGGGCUGCACCAUGAAUAACGUCAAACGUAAACAAAUCGGCCAGGCCUCCUUCGAUAACUGCGAUACUAAUGCCGGGGCCAACACAGGCUGUGGUGUUAUCGGUGCGGAUGAUACGUACGGCGAUGCAUUCAACAAGGCUGGUGGUGGUGUCUACGCGCUUGAACUGCGUGAUGAUGGUAUCCGGGCAUGGUUCUUCGGGAGGGAGUCCAUUCCGGCUGAUAUUUCGGAUUCCAAGCCUGAUCCUUCCACGUGGGGAACUGCGUUUGCUGAUUUCCCUGGUACAGAGUGUGAUAUUGCUUCGCAUUUCAGGAACCAGAGUAUUAUUGCUAAUAUUGAUCUUUGCGGAGAGCUGGCUGCUCAGCCAAAGUUCUAUGAUGAGCAAGAUCAUUGUCCGGCUACUUGUGCUGAAUUUGUGAAAAGCAGUCCGCAGAGCUUUGUGGACGCCUAUUGGGAGUUUAAGAGUUUCAAAGUCUACCAUGCUUCUUGA
This is a messenger RNA of Penicillium nucicola, 1155 nucleotides long. RefSeq names its product glycoside hydrolase family 16 protein. Gene Ontology annotation, biological process: glucan catabolic process. NCBI's taxonomy places the organism in Eukaryota, Fungi, Ascomycota, Eurotiomycetes, Eurotiales, Aspergillaceae. The transcript has a single exon. Gene Ontology annotation, molecular function: hydrolase activity, hydrolyzing O-glycosyl compounds. The record is from RefSeq and is a predicted model, not a curated record. The coding region runs from base 1 to 1155 and encodes 384 amino acids.